Saccharomyces eubayanus is the source of this 3273-nucleotide messenger RNA. RefSeq names its product histone methyltransferase SET1 (gene SET1). Bases 1 to 3273 code for a protein of 1090 amino acids. Gene Ontology annotation, cellular component: Set1C/COMPASS complex. Gene Ontology annotation, molecular function: histone H3K4 methyltransferase activity; protein binding. NCBI's taxonomy places the organism in Eukaryota, Fungi, Ascomycota, Saccharomycetes, Saccharomycetales, Saccharomycetaceae. The record is from RefSeq and is a predicted model, not a curated record. The transcript has a single exon.
AUGUCUGGUUACUACAGAAGAACGCAUCCAUCAUCUGGGCAAUAUAAGCACCCUCAAGAGCAGCCUAAGUAUUCACGUCCUGGCCAAUAUCGGUACCCAAAUGACCAAACAUACCAACAGUAUCCUAACCAAUACAAUCAACGUCGACACUAUAAUCACAAUGAAAGCUCAAGGCGACGUUAUAGUGACGAUCGCCCGCAUAGCUCAAAUAUUACCAAUACACGACAUUCAUAUUACGGUAAUAACGACAACCAAAGUGGCACAUAUGUAAAUAAUAAAUCUGACGUUAAUAAUGUAAGAGGUUUGCCACAGUCACGCUACUCAAAUACCAGUGCUAAUACUGCAUCAACAUCCCCGAAUACGCCUCUACUCACAAAUUCUGCCUUACUUCUACAACAAAGACCACCUUCAGUUUUAAAAUAUAAUACAGACGUCUUGAUGUCCAAGUUCCAUUACUUCGACCCCAUAAAAGGCGAAUUCUCCAAUAAAGACAAAAUGGUUUCAUGGAGGGCUACAGAUAAAGAAUUUGCGGAAACCGGAUAUUACGUAGUUAAAGAGCUACAAGAUGGACAGUUCAAAUUUAAAGUAAAACACAGGCAUCCGGAGAUUAAAGCAUCCGACCCACGUAAUGAAAACGCUACUAUAACCAAUGGAAAAGUUGCGAGCCAUAGAAAAUGCAGGAAAUCGUUAGUCUUGCUACCUCGCAUAUCAUAUGACAAAUAUUCUUUAGGGCCACCUCCUCCAUGUGAAAUUGUAGUAUAUCCAACGCAGGAUUCAACAACCACUAACAUUCAAGAUGUAUCGAUAAAAAACUAUUUUAAAAAAUACGGCGAGAUCUCUCAUUUUGAAGCAUUUAAUGAUCCUAGUAGCGCUUUACCUUUGAACGUCUAUCUCAUAAAGUAUACAAGCCCUGAUGGAAAACUUAAUGAUGCAGCCAAAUCAGCCUUUAAUGCUGUAAGGAAGCAUGAAUCUUCAGGUUGUUUUAUCAUGGGGUUUAGCUUCAACAUCGUUCUGAACAAAAAUUCUAUCUUAAACAACAUCAUUGCCAAAUUUGUCGAAACAAAUGUUAAAAACUUACAAAAGUUGCAAGAAGACCUGAAAAAAGCCAAGGAAAAGGAAAUGGAGAAAGAAAAGGUGAAGGAGACCCAAAGUAAAGAAAUUAAUUUGCCGAAGGAGCCUAAGGUAGACACAUUAUCGCAUACAUCAGGAUAUGAAAAGAAGAUCCCCUACGAUCUUUUGGGCGUAGUCAAUAACAGGCCCGUCUUACAUGUCUCAAAAAUAUUUGUUACUAAGCAUGGGUUUCGAGUUGAGGACUUUAAGUAUAAAUUAAGAGGCUACAGAUGUGCACGAUUUAUUGACCAUCCAACGGGUAUAUAUAUAAUCUUUAACGACAUCGCGCAUGCUCAAACCUGUUCAAACGCAGAAUCAGGCAAAUUGACAAUAAUCUCUCGUAGUAGAAGAAUGCCUAUUCUAAUCAAAUUUCACCUGAUUCUCCCUAGGUUUCAAAACAGAACCAGGUUUAAUGGACCCGGCGCAUCGACUACAUCUGAACAUGUACCCGUGGAAUAUGAGUCUAAAGAAGAGUUUAUUGACGCCACUGCUAAACAAAUACUAAACGAUCUAGAGAAAGCCUUGCAUGUGGAUAUCAAGAAAAGAUUAAUAGGACCCACAGUGUUCGAUACAUUAGAUCACGCAAAUUUUCCUGAAGUACUAGCCAAGAGAGAAUUACGGGAAAAAGAGAGAAAACAAGAAAUAGCCUCUAAAAUUGCUGAAAAUGAGUUAAAACGUAAAGGGGAAGCUAAACGGGACUUUGAUUUAUUUGGUUUGUAUGGUGGAUAUGCAAAAUCCCAAAAGAGAAGUUUAGAUAGACACAGUUCGCUUACAAUGGACCGUACAUCUUUGAAAAGGAAGAAGUUAUCCAAGGGCAUCAAACCAAUGGCGCACUUGUUAAAUGAGGAAACAGAUUCCAAAGAAGCUACUCCAUAUAAUGAUGGCGGAACUCCUUUCUCAAAUGAUCGUUUCUCAAAAGAAGACGAUGAAGAAGAAGACGAGAAUAUGACAUCUUCUAAUUCAUCAUCAUCCGAAGAGGAGGAGGAGGAAGGAACAGAUAAGAAAUUUAAGAGUGAAUCUGAGCCAACAACUCCGGAGUCUGAUCACCUCCAUGCCAUUAAAUCAUUGCUGACUGAUGAAAACGGAUCCCUUGACAUCUUGGAUACACCUUUGAUGUAUAAGCCUACAGCUACCGAAAUUCCCGAGCCUGUAUAUCCACCUGAGGAAUAUGAUCUAAAAUAUAGCCAGACGUUAUCACCCUUGGACCUGCAAAAUGCUAUCAAAGAUGAAGAAGAUAUGCUGAUUUUAAAGGAAUUGUUGAAAUCAUACACUGUCACUUCUUCUUCUUCGGAAUCUGGUGCGCUCUUGGAGUACAAGACUUGGAAAUCUCGUAGCCAAAAGGUCGAAGAAGAAAAGGCAUCUGACUGGCAAAUCAAACUUAACGGUACUUUGUUUGAUAGUGAACUACAACCAUUUAGUUCCUUCAAAGCUGAAGGCUUUAGAAAAAUUGCAGAUAAAUUGAAAGUUAACUACUUACCCCAUCGUCGCAAAAUCCACCAACCGUUGAACACUGUGAAUAUUCAUAAUGAAAAGAAUGAAUACACUCCUGAACUUUCUCAAAGAGAAGAAUCUUCAACAAAAGAGCCUUCGGACUCAGUUCCCCAAGAAGUCUCAUCUUCGAGAGAUAAUAGGGCGUCGAACAGAAGAUUCCAGCAAAACAUAGAGGCCCAAAAGGCUGCAAUUGGUACUGAAUCUGAACUGCUGUCACUGAAUCAAUUAAAUAAAAGGAAAAAACCAGUCAUGUUUGCACGUUCUGCAAUUCAUAAUUGGGGGCUAUAUGCUCUGGAUUCCAUUGCGGCGAAGGAAAUGAUUAUUGAAUACGUUGGUGAAAGAAUCAGACAACCCGUAGCAGAAAUGAGGGAGAAAAGGUAUUUGAAGAAUGGGAUUGGUUCAAGUUAUCUCUUUAGGGUUGACGAGAACACGGUUAUUGAUGCCACUAAAAAAGGUGGUAUUGCCAGAUUUAUCAACCAUUGUUGUGAUCCAAAUUGUACGGCAAAGAUUAUAAAAGUUGGUGGAAGAAGGAGAAUUGUUAUUUAUGCAUUGCGCGAUAUCGGGGCUAACGAAGAACUGACCUAUGAUUAUAAGUUUGAAAGGGAGCAAGACGACGAGGAAAGAUUGCCCUGUUUGUGUGGCGCCCCUAACUGUAAAGGUUUCCUUAACUGA